AUGGACAAUGGAGCCGAGGUAUUUGCGAAGCUCCCAAAUCCAAAUGCUGGGCCUACGGGGUACACCACAGCUUCUGAGGUCGCUACACACGAGCUGCUACGUGAUGUUUUUAAUAUUCCUGUUCCACGAAUUCUUGCAUGGUCCUUCGACGCAGCAACUAACCCCGUCGAGGCGGAAUAUAUUGUUACAGAGAAGGCGCCAGGAGUCAGACUUGGCUCUGUCUGGAGCCAAUGGUCACAGGAAGCGAAGCUAAAACUCAUCCGACAAAUUGUCGACAUAGAGGAUAGGUUGACUACUAUAUCCUUUCCUCGACACGGUUGCAUCUAUUUCAAAGACGACCUUCGCUCAUUGGCUGGGUACGCAGAAGACAUUAAAAUCGAAUCCGCCGCUACUGAAUCCCUCGAGCGCUUUUCCAUCGGGCCACUAACGUCCUCUGAACUGUGGGAGGGUACUAGGAGAAAUAUGAGAUUAGACCGAGGUCCCUGGUGUGACCCACAGGAGUAUACACAAGCACUCGGUCGAAAUGAAAUUGCGUGGAUCGAAUCACACGCUUGCCCUCGAAUGAAUUAUUACAGGUCGGAUAAAGAGCAAGAGUUUCCUGGUGAUGGCCUUGCUCUUCUUGCCAAGUACAUGAAGGUGGCACCUUAUCUGAUCCCUUCGCCGAUCCAUGAAGCUGCGACGUCCAAAGUGAUCUGGCACCCUGAUCUUCAUCUGGACAAUGUCUUUGUAGAUCCAGAUACAUAUGAGAUUACCUGCAUUGUGGACUGGCAAUCUGCAUGUGUUGCUCCUCUAUUCUAUCAGUCAGGCGUUCCGAGGAUGUUUCGACAUCCUGGGCCUGUUCGAGAGGGUUGGGUUGUACCAGAACGGCCUGAACAUUUCGACACCCUCAGUGAAGACGAGAAAAGGACAGUUGAUAAUGAUUUGGAAAGUGAGACCAUACAUAAAUAUUAUGAGGCUCAGGUUUGCAAACGGGCACCUUCUCACUGGAGUGUACUUCACGGAUCAUCGAUUCCAAUACUCAGGAAACCUGUAUGGCUUGUAAGUGGCGUGUGGCAAAAUCGAGACCUCUUCUUCCUGCGUCAGUCACUUCUAUCCCUCGCUACUCAUUGGCAUGAAAUUUUUGCAGAGGAUCAAUUACCCUGUCCGAUCGAGUUCACAGACGAGGAAAUCAACCUUCACUCUAAAGAGGAAAAUAAUAUUGAUGGGGUUGGACGCAUACUUGCAUUGUUUCGUGACCAGGGUGUGUUACCAAUCGAUGGAAUGGUGGACCCAGAAGACUACGAAAUUACCAGCCAAAAUAGUCGCAAAUUCAAGGACAUAUUUAUUGGGUUGGCUAAAGAUGAAGCCGAGAGGGAGUUAUAUACAAAGCUCUGGCCCUACCAAAUGCCAAGUUAUGCUUCAAAUCCAAGCUCACUACGAACACUUUCCGACCCGACCAAGUCCGUCACAACCCGAUCAGGUGUGAGGCUACCAGUGCUUUCACUAGCCACGAGGUGGCUAUUUGCCCCGCACCCAACAUUUUAUCACCACCCAAAAUUUCAGUCCUCGUCAUCACUCGAGGAAGACACCGCUAUCGAAUUGACUAUGCAAAGCGACGAAGGUUUUGUUAUUGUUCCGGGCGAUGAGCCGUCAGAUGACCUAAUUCAGGCCGUCACAGAGGAAGUUUCUCAUAAUGAACACUCGUCGCCGAAGGGUUGCGGUCCGAAAUGCCACGAGUUGAUGGGCUAUGGGGUGAAAUUACCGGAAGAAGCCUGGUUCCAAACAUACUUAGGCUGCUCAUAUUCCUCUGCUCGAAAGAUCGGCGACACGAGAGUCAUGACAUUCAAUAAGAAUCGCAUUGGGCGUUUUGUACCCGGACCGCCUGGGACAGUUUUGGUAUAUAGAGCAGCUACUCGCGCUGGCCUUUAUCCUGAGAAUGGCUUUUUCAAAAUAGUCCCUCGAUCUCACCGGAUGACGGCCGGGGAAAUAAAGCGAGCCGAAUCAAAGACGCUCAAACUUCGCCCAAGGGAUGUGUUGUUCUUUGUAGCCAACCUGACGAUAGAAUAUGUGACAUCCGGGGAAGGUAUCGCUCUUUGCGAGGCUGUAUCAUCGUCUCUCAAAUCCGAAUAA
Molecule: messenger RNA, 2109 nt
Organism: Aspergillus bombycis
Lineage: Eukaryota; Fungi; Ascomycota; Eurotiomycetes; Eurotiales; Aspergillaceae
Product: phosphotransferase family protein
Exons: 5
Coding region: 1-2109 (702 amino acids)
Cellular component (GO): mitochondrion
Source: RefSeq, a predicted model, not a curated record